Molecule: messenger RNA, 7061 nt
Organism: Tachysurus fulvidraco (yellow catfish)
Lineage: Eukaryota; Metazoa; Chordata; Actinopteri; Siluriformes; Bagridae
Gene: golga3
Product: golgin A3
Exons: 24
Coding region: 179-4528 (1449 amino acids)
Source: RefSeq, a predicted model, not a curated record
GAGAGAUCCGUUCGUCUUUAGCUAGGAACCUUUUGUUGUAAGAUUAUGUCGUUUCCGGUCGGACGAGGAUCGGUGACGGAACCCAAACAGCCACGUAGCUGAACAGGGAGGAGAGCGUCGGAAAGCUUCGUCAUGCAGUGAGACAGAGAGAGACACACACAGUGGUCCCUGUUCAUGGAUGUUGGAACAGAGCUGUACAAAGAUGGACAACGGAAAUGCGGACGCAGCAUCAGCAGAGAUCAACACCAUAAACACCACCACACAGGCAGGAGGAGACACUAGCAGGCUGAAAUCAGGAGAAGAACCACAUGCUAAGGAGAACAUCCCCAACGGUCACAUCAGAGUCAAUCCUCUGGAGAACGGAGAUAUUCAGGGAGAGACAGGAAAUUGCAGCUCCUCUGUCGUGUCACUUCCUGGUGCAGGUGUGGCUUGUUUCCCUGACAGCGUAGAGAAGCCUGAGGGCUCAGCACUGCAGUCGCUCAGACUAAGUAUCCCAAUGCAGGAGACAGAACUGUCAAGCGAGCCUUCUCUGGAGAUGGAGAAUGAGGAGAAGAUCCGAUUGGAGGCUCGGCGGCGUCUGGAGGAGCAGCUAAAGCAGUAUCGUGUUCAGAGACAGCGAGAGAGGUCACAUCAUCGCUCGCACCCUAAGUCUCGUCCAUGCAGUACCCUUGACCCGGAACUCAUGCUGCACCCAGACAUUUUGCCCCGUGCCUCUGCCGUCGCCAUGACAACCGAGUACUCGUUCCUGCGCACCAGCGUUCCUCGUGGACCCAAACUGGGCAGUCUGGGUAUCCCGGCUUCCAAAGAGAGGAAGUCCAAAUCGUCACGAUCCGGAAAGAUCCACUCGCUUGCUGACUACAAAACCCCAGACACCUCCAGUGAAAGAGCAUCAUCAUCCGGUGUCUCCGUGUCUGCGGUUUCUGACAUGAACAUGAGCUCAGUCACCACUGUGUCUGAGAUCAGUACAAGCUCCAUCUCCACACUGUCAGAAACCAGUGUCCUCAGCUCUGAAAUCGGUGGGAACGACGGGUACAGCGGAGGGACAGCGCUCGGGUUAGGGGCUAGCAUAUCUACAGCUGAGAAGCAAGAAGAGGAAGUAGUUGUGGGUCGGUACCCCUCACUGAGGGAGGUGCUACAGGCAGCUAAUGAGGAGCUGGAGCUGGAGAAGGAAGGCAGGGCCAACGAGGAGCUGGAGAGUGAAGGCGGGGCCGAGCCACGCAGCCGCAGGGACAGUUUCUCUAGCACUGUGUCGUAUGGGAGCUCAGUGAUGGGGAAUCCUGAUGAGCUGCUGCAGGUGUUGAAGGAGAAGAUGAGGCUGGAGGGACAGCUGGAGUCUCUGUCCUCUGAGGCCAGUCAGGCUCUGAAGGAGAAGACGGAGCUGCAGGCAGAGUUAGCGGCACUGGACGCACGUCUGCGUGCUCAGUGUGAGGAGACACGCGUGAGUUCUGAGCAUCAGGCGUCCCUGGCUUCAGAGGUGUUGUCCCUGCGCUCGGAGAGGGGUGGGCUGGAGCGAGUCAUGACAGAACUGCAGGGGCAGCUGGAUGAGAAGAACGCUGGCCUGGAGUCGCUCUCUAAAGACCUGCAGCUUGCCGAGCAGCAGUACCAGAGGCUUAUGGGGAGGGUGGAGGACAUGCAGCAGAGCCUGAGCUCUAGAGACAUCACGGUGAAUGAGUUGCGUCAGCAGCUGACCGGACUACACACACAGCUGCAGCAGGUGGAGAAUGAACGUGCCGCUCUGAACUCUAGGCUACAGACGUCGCAGGCGGAGGUUCAAUCACUGCAGCAGCUGCGCAGCUGGUACCAGCAGCAACUUGCCAUUGCACAGGAGGCCCGAGUUCGACUGCAGAGUCAGAUGGCCAACAUGCAGGCGGGUCAAAUGACUCAGAUCGGUGUGCUGGAGAACCUGAAGAUAGAGAACGUCAAUUUGUCUCACCAGCUCACUGAGACCAAACACCGCUCCAUUAAAGAGAAGGAGCGCAUCGCUGUCCAUCUGCAGAGCAUCGAGACAGACAUGUUGACGCAGGAAGCAGCCAUUCAGCAGAUCCAGGACGCGAAGUCGAUGGUGGAGAAUGACCUGCAGCAGAAACUGGAGGAGCUUGAGGAGGAGCGAGAGCAGUUGCUCAAGGUGGCCAGUAAAUCUACAACACUGGAGAGGGAACUAGAAGAGGUGAGAUUGUCUCUGUCCCAGAAGGACAUUCAGCUCUCAGCAUUCCAGCGUGAACACGUGGAUCUGAUGAAGAAGCUGACAGAGACUCAGGAUGCCCUGCAGAGUAAAGAGCAGGGGCUGCAGCUGAUGGAGGCACGCUACGAGCAGCUGCAGGUCGAGCUGGACGAGCUGCAGGCCGACUCCUCCGCCCGAGGCGAAGAGCUGCAAUUCCUGCGCAAUGAAAAGAUUGUCCUGGAGGUGGCGCUGCAGGCGGCGCGCACAGAGACGAGCCAGCUGGGUGACGGGGCCGAGAAACUCGGACAGGAAGUGCUGGAUUCGUCUGAUAUGCUUGAGAAGCUCAGACAGGAAGUGCAGGUCCAGGCCACGCAGAUCGAGACCUUACAGCAGGAGAACGUCUCUCUGAAGAAACUAUCACAGAAACUGAAGGAGCAAUUCAACCAGCAGAAGGUGAUGGUAGAGGCUUACAGGCGAGACGCAGCCUCUAAGGAGCAGCUGAUCUCUGAGCUGAAGGCCACCAAGAAGCGUCUGCUCUCUGAGGUGAAGGAGCUGAAGGAGGAGGUGCAACAGGCAGAGCAUGCGAAGAGGAGUGCAGAGCUGGAGCAGCAGCGCCUCCUGCAGGAGGUCCAGAGAGUGCAGCAGCAGAUGAACAGCCUGGAGGAACAUCUGCAGGAGGUGCAGAGUGAGAGAGACCAGCUCGACAUCCAGCUGCAGUCUGUCCAGUUUGACCAGAAUCAGCUGUCUGCAGUCACAGAGGAAAAUCAGGUCCUAAGGAAGAAGGUGGAGGAGAUGCAAAGCGAGGCCAAGACUGCGAUUUCAGAGCAGAAGGUGAGGAUGAAGAGGUUGGGGACGGAUCUGACGAGCGCACAGAAGGAGCUGAAGGCGAAGCACAAGGCUUACGAGAACGCUGUGAGCAUCCUGAGCCGACGCCUACAGGAAGCACUGGUGGAGAAGGAGACGGCCGAGGCGGAGCUGUUGAAACUGCGAACACAGGUGGAUGAGAGCGGGAACAACCAGGCUCUGCAGGCGAAGGUGGAGUCGCUGCAGACGGAGCUGAACACUGUGCUCCAGAGUAAAGCCCUGCUGGAGAAGGAGCUGCAGGAAGUCAUCAGUCUGACCAGUGCCGAGCUGGAGGAGUAUCAGGAGAAGGUGAUGGAGCUGGAGGAUGAGCUGCAGGAGUCGCGUUGCUUUAAGAAGCGAAUCAGACGCUUGGAGGACGCUAACAAGAAGCUAACGCUGGAGAUUGAGCACGAGAAGGGGAAGCUGACCGGGCUCGGGCAAUCCCACAAUGCAUUGCGGGAGCAUGCUAAUGUCCUUGAGGCUGCACUUGCUAAGAGAGAAGCUGACUUGGUCCAACUCAACCUGCAGGUUCAAGCCGUGCUGAAGAGGAAGGAGGAGGAAGACCAGCAGAUGAGGAACCUGGUCCAGACGCUGCAGGCUGCUCUCGAAAAGGAGAAGAUCAAAGUGAAGGAGCUGACCGAGCAGGUGGCCGAGGCGAGGCUGGAGGCAGCUCAUAACCACAGGCAUUACAGAGCAGCCGUACUGGAGCUCAGCGAGAUCAGGAAGGAGCUCCAAGCUAAAGAGGAGCUGCUGAGAACAAUGCAGGUGGAGGCCAAGAGACUCGAAACUCAGGACGCUCAGCGCUCUCAGGAUGUGUCCCGGUUCGAGGCCGAGCUGGCUGAGGCUCACACACAGCUGCAGGUCUUGCAGAAACAGCUGGAUGAUGAGCUCAACAAACAACCGCUCACUAACCAGGAGGUCGAGGAUCUUAAGUGGGAGGUGGAACAGAAGCAGCGGGAGAUUGAUGCACAGCGCCACCAAAUGGACCUCUCUGAAAAGUGCCACCAGAAAGAGUUGGACACCAUGCAGGAAACACUGCAGAGAGUGCGGGUGGAGCUGGAGAUGGUGCAGGAGGAGCUGAACAGCACCAGAAAAGAUAAGUUUGUGCUGCAGGCGAAGGUGUGCGAGCUGAGGAACAGCAUGAAGAGCCUGCUGCAGCAGAACACACAGCUUAAACAGGAGCUCAAACACACACGCACACGCAAGCGGAUGGAGGUGAAGAGUGACUCCACCCCUUUGACCCCAGUGAAAAUUCCGGAUUGUCCGGUUCCCGCGUCACUAUUGGAUGAGCUGCUGAAACCGGCCGCUUCCGUCAACAAGGAGCCGCUAAACAACCUGCACAACUGCUUACGACAGCUCAAGGAGGAGAUGGACAGUCUUCAGAAACAGAUGGAGGAGCACACGGUCACCGUGGCAACAUUCAACACGGCAGAGGAGGAGCUUCAGAAACUGGGUAUCCACAACAACGGGAGUUCAUCCAAUAAGGAAAAGGAAACCCAGCCAGAAGAGACGCCGUCUUCGUAAGACGUCUCUCUGUCAGCGAGAGGACACAUUUUAUCCUGACACGCACUUUUUAAGGAUCUGUUUUUAUUUUUGUUUAUCUGAUGCCCAUAUUUGGCCAUGUCUCAUCUUUGUUGGACCUAAAGCUUUAUUUGUGUCUUUCUUUUAUUUUGUCUUUUAUUUAUCUGUCGAAAAGUUGGAGGAAUGUUGCUAGAAGUCACCAAAAAUGUCGUACGUUCAUGUGAGGAAUUAACCCAAUUAGUGUUCCCUUGGAGGGUAGAAUGCCUAAGCAGGGCACAGAGAAUGACAUGUUCUGUCUGCUUGGGUAUAACCUAAUAAUACCGUAACCCCUGAAGAUGAGUUAAUGGACACAACAAGUCCGGUAGAACAGGAGGAAACAGGAAGACAUCAUUUUUACUGAACCGUUGAUCCAAUACUAAUACCAGAGCUUUCACACCGGGUCAUCGGUUGAUUCUGAAUCAGCAUGAAAUUGAUUCCAUUGAAUCGUUAGCUAUGUAGUGGUUCAGUUUCACACUGCACAUAUUUACAUAUCUAAAUUUAGAAAGAAAACAUCUAAGGUGUGUGUAGGACUGAAAGCGUCCUCUUUCAAACACUUUUAUUUGUAACUUUUAGCCAUUUAGUGUGUCAAAAUCGCGGAAGUGUCCCAAGUACGACGAUUCAGAGUGGAAUCAGAAGAGUUGAGUGGGGAGGAGACGGGACCAUCAGACCCCGUUCUGUCCGGCUGAAGGCUAAAUCACACACUGUGAUCUGUCCAGUAAGAUGAAGUGCAGGCCACAGAAUGAUACAAGCUCCACAGUAAUGAACUUAUUGUUUAUUCAUGUACAUAAAUAGAUCUAUAGCCGGUGUAAAUGGGUGAGUGCUGAACACUCACUUUUACUCAGUGGAACACGAUUCACGGUUCAGUAUUUUGUUCUGUUCUGCACAGGAAGCUGUUUCCUGAAUGACAAGCUGAGGUUGUGAAGAUGCUGUGAGGCGUGUGAUGUGUAACAGGGUAUCGACAUAAGGUGCUCGUGUGAAUCAGGAAUUAAAGGGCUGUAAGAGCACCGUUUCUGUCUCCAUGAUGACGGGAGCUCGUCCCCUCACCAUGGCUUUGUGAGCAUCGGUCAGUCAGAGGAUGGCUUUUACUCUGACGCACUUUUUUAAGGCCUGUUAUGUUUUGGUUUAUUAGACGCUCAUAUUUGGUCGUGUCCCAUACACGCUGUACAUGAGGGUCAGGAAUUAAAGGGCUGUUAAUCGCUAUAUAAAGCAAAAGCACCGGCUUCUGAAAAAAAGGCACCUUCCUCUCUAUAGACUUCUGAAGCCCCGCCCCCAAGCCCCACCCUCAGGGAAAGUCACCGCGGCGAUGCUCUCAUCACAACACUGUGCUGAAGUUACAGGGUCGCACCUCACUGAUCUCAUUAACAUACACAACAGGCUAGUGUGGACUGCUUCUGUGAGGUAGCUCUCUUUCCCCAUCCGUCAUUUCUUUCAGUUAUCAGUUCAGCUAUCAGUUCUGGAGCGUAUUGUGAUCAUUAAAGCUCCUGUGAUCGAGAGGUGCUUCCUGCUUUUAUUAUUUUAUUUUUUUUAUUAUUUUUUGAACGGGUUAUCAUGACGUUGAGAGCUAAAUCGCGGACACGGCUGUGUUGUGUCGUGUCGGUUUGUUCCACUCUAAAAAUCUGAGGACGUUUCCGUGUGUGUGAACAGUUGAUGUCUCUGCUCUCUAAAGUGUGUAAUUUAUACUGUAUAUAAAAUAAGAACUGUACUGACAGAUAUUGAUAUUGACAUUGCACAACUGACUGUUUGAAAAAAAUAGAGGAAAAAGAUGUAAAAUAUUGUUGCUUUUUUUUUCUUUUCCCCCUUUUUUUUGUGGUGGAAGUGAUUCUGACCGUUCCUGACUUUGUUUCUGAUUGUGGAGUGUGCACGAGAUGAGACUAACUCUUCCUCUGGGAUUUGGAUGUGCUCAUAACUCUGUGUUUCUGACCAGCUUUGGCACUGGAACGUCAAACAUCUGGGAGAUUAAGAGAAAGAAACAAAUAAACAUGUGCUUUAAAGUAGUUGUGUGCUGAACAGCUGAUCGUGUCCACGGUGUCACUGGGCUGGAGGUGGGAAUUUUUUAAGGUGUUCAGGAAAUGUGUGCUAAGAGAGAACAAUCCCAUAAUGCACCUCACUGACAAACAUGAAUAUGCUUACGUAUGUGGUGACAUUUUGGAACGAGUGUAACGUGAUGAGAAUCCAAUGCUCCACAGCACUGGAUCGAACUAGAUACAGAUACAAACUAUGUUGUUGAGUUGCUGUGUGAUCGAGGAGUAAAACGCAUGGGGUCGUGCUGGUAGAGGAAAAUGAUCAGCUGUGAGGUGGUAACGGUGACUCCAUCCAGGUGGUGGUGUUCCUGGAUUAACACACAGUUUUAUUCCUUCACUUCUAUCAGGCAUGAAGCUGAGACACACUGCUCUCUGCUCAGGUCUGCUUUAAAGCUGCUGCAGUGUCACUUUAAGGCUGAAGAGUGUAAAUGAUUUAUUCAUGAGAAAGUUUCAAAUAAAUAACAGAUUUAAUUCCA